This is a messenger RNA of Rosa rugosa (rugosa rose), 922 nucleotides long. RefSeq lists its product as uncharacterized. Gene Ontology annotation, molecular function: fatty acyl-CoA hydrolase activity. Bases 54 to 524 code for a protein of 156 amino acids. The transcript is spliced from 4 exons. NCBI's taxonomy places the organism in Eukaryota, Viridiplantae, Streptophyta, Magnoliopsida, Rosales, Rosaceae. The record is from RefSeq and is a predicted model, not a curated record.
GAGCAGACUAAACAAGACUAGUCUCAAACAAAGCAAAACGAAGAGAUCAGAAAAUGGAAGACGAGAAGCUGCAGAAGUCCAAGAAAUGGCUUCACGAUCUGUCGACAGGUGCCAAAGGUAUCAACGAGCUAGAGGCCUUAACUCAUGUUGGCCUGCAGGUCAUGAAUGCCCGCAAGGGCUUCUUCCGCUGCAACUUCAUCGUUCCAGACCAUCUCUCUGACCAGGAUGGAAACUGGCAUGUCGGAGCUAUCGCAACUGUGAUCGACGAUGUUGGGGCCGCCACCGUAUACUCAACUGUUGGUGAUGUCAAAUCCGUUGACUUCACCAUUUCAUAUUACUCCAGGGUCAAGACUAGAGAAGAGGUUGAGUUGGAGGCUGAGAUUGUAGGGGACAUGGGGAAGCUCAUAUGUGUGGUGGUAAAGGUGACAAGGAAAGAGAAUGGAGAAAGGGUUGCUUUGGGUAAGCAAUGGAUGGCCUCAUUUUCAAUGAGGACCAAUCAAUCUCAAGUCACUAGUAGGCUUUGAGGCACCAUUUCAAGGCGUAAGAGAAAGCUUGUAGGAUGCCUAUAUUGCAUCACGCUAGGGAGAUGGAACCCGAAUAGAUAACAGAUCUCCGAGUUACAAAUUGCUACUUUCGAGGAUGCGGUGUGCCAAUUUAUUGCAAAUAUGACAACGAGGUACAUUAUUGUCUACAACUCCAUCGUGGACCAUGUCUUUAAAGUGCCACCACAAGCGGGAAAAGAUCCAAACCCUCUAGUUAUGUCUCGACCCAUAGAAAAAAAAAUGUGGAAAAAAAUAUCUUCAUUUGGAUCAGCGAUUUACCAAAUUUUAGUAUUGUUACUUCUCAAUAAAACUUAAUAGUAUAUUUCAAGUUAGCCGAUGUAAUUCUGCUCUAGCACUAUGCAUGUAGAGAUGAAGCACAC